Molecule: messenger RNA, 2148 nt
Organism: Tetrahymena thermophila SB210
Lineage: Eukaryota; Ciliophora; Oligohymenophorea; Hymenostomatida; Tetrahymenidae
Exons: 3
Source: RefSeq, a predicted model, not a curated record
AUGUAGCAGUUUGAUUAUAAUACACCUUUAGAUUCACUCUUAAAUAGAAAUAUUGACGGCAUUGAGCCAAUUUAAGAAUCUACCUAAGAAAACUAAUUUAAUUAAGAUGUUGGCUUUUAAUAAAAAGAUUAUUAAUAUCACUUGAAGAGUAAAGACAGAGUUCAUUAAUAAGAUACAUCCUCAAAUAACUCAGAUUAGUAAACAAACUACAGUUCUAUUUAGUAAACAAGAAGCUAAAAUUUAAAUUCAUCAGAUUCAUAUUAGAAUUAGACUAACAACACUCUUUCUUCUGAUUAAAAUGAUAAUUCUACGACUUGUAAUAAAGAUGAAUUUAUAAAAUAAUCCUUAGAUAAUCUACAAUUAAUUAAAAACUAUCUUUCUAGCAAGGACCCUUUGAAAAUCUAUAAUGACACAAACAUAUCGCUAACAAAUCAAAUACUUAGCGGAGAAAAUUAGUCGAUGUUGACAAAUACAAUCAACAAUAAUGAAAAUAAAGGAAAUUAAAAUGAGUAUCAUCUUUAUGAAAAAAAUCUAUUAUAAGUAGUAGAUAAUCUAAAAAAUAAUAAUAAAGAAAAUGAAAUUAUAUUUUAAGUAGCAAUAACAUUUUCAAAUAUUAAUUUCUUUCUCAAUUACACAAGAAAGAAUUUAAUUUAAAGCUAAAAAUAUGAUCAGAAUGAAGAAAUUAAUGAUGAUAUUAAAAAAUAACAAAAUUAUUACUGUCUUUGCGGUAAAUUUUACUAAUAGUCUACAAUAAGAAAGGCAUCUUCUUUACAUAAUCAUUUAAAAAAUGAACACUUUUAAAAAUCAAGUGAGCUGAAAAAAAUACACUAUAGCUAUUUUCAAAUUUAUAUACCCUUUAGCGGCUACACAGGUUGUACUUCAUCUUUAGAUAAAUACUUUGAGUACUUCGAAUCUUACAUUUCCACUUUACUAAAAAGCUAAUUGUUUGAAUAUUACUUUUAAAAAAGUUUUUUUGGAUUAGCUUUUGUUGAACAAUUAUUAUAAGAUAUCUUAAAGGGUGAAAAAAUUAUUGAAGAAUAUUUUAGUAAUUUAUAAAAAAAUCUAAAAUGUAUAAAGCCUUCCUCUACAAAUAAUCAUAAUAAUAGUCUUAAUAAUCAAAAAUUAAAACGAAAACAACAAAUUUCUGACUCUUAAAAUGAAGAAUUCGAAUAAAUAUAAAAAAAGAGAAACAAAGAAGAAUAGGAUGAACCUAAAUAUACCAUAAUUGAUAUAAGUAAUGAAAUCAUAAAUAUAAAGCAAUCAGAAAUAAAUCGUUGCAAUACAAAUAGCUAAUUAAUUACCUAAAAUAGUAAAAUUCCUCACUAUAUCGAGACAGAUAAAGGAAUCCUUUAAUUCAAUUAUUAAGAUUUUUAUAAUGUUAGCCGAUUUGGUAGAAAAAGUAAAUUAUUAUGGACUUUUGAUGUAAAUAAAUAGAAAAUUAUUAGAAAUGAAUAAGUUACAUUAAAAGCUUUAGAAUAAUUUGGAAAAAAGAAACCUUUAUUUUCUGCUUUAGCUGCAAUCCAUCUUGUUAAUAACCCCACAUUUUGUUGGGACUUUAAUAUAACAGGAUAAAGUUAACUAGGAAUAAUUAAUGAUGUAUUCUAUCUAUUUUAGUAAUAUUUACCAUAUGAUAAAGUUUCUGAAUUUAGAAUAUAGAGAUUUGAAUACGAAAAUAUAAAAGACAUGAAAGAAUUGAUCAACUACUUUUCACCAGAUUACAAAGAAAAAUUACUUGUCCCCCUUUACUAUGGUAAAAAAGGAGACAACUAUCUUAAAAUAAUUGAUGAAUUAGAAAUUAGUAGUAAUUAAAAACUAAUCGUAUUAAAAUUGAUAGAUCAAACUCAUUGGGAAUUUGAUAUCUUUUAUCAAGGCAAACAUUUCUCCUCCAAUUUUAAUAUAGAAGAAGCAAGUUCUGAAAUGAUAGAUGUUAAAAAAAUGCAAUUCAGUAUAUUUUUAUGGUAAGACGGGGGAUAUUAAGACAACAUAAAAAGGAUGAUAGAAUAAGAUAUUAAUAGAUCCUUAAAUUUAAUACCAGAUUGUGUAAAAUCUUUAUUUCCACCAAGCUUUUAAAGUAUCACACUUUACAUAACAAAAAAUAUUAGUUACUGGUAAUUAGAAUUAUAAUAGUUAUUUAAUCAAUAAAUAUGA